Messenger RNA from Oldenlandia corymbosa var. corymbosa, 1197 nucleotides. The record is from the annotation of a GenBank genome assembly. NCBI's taxonomy places the organism in Eukaryota, Viridiplantae, Streptophyta, Magnoliopsida, Gentianales, Rubiaceae.
AUGCAGGUGGAACAGAAACUUGCAGGUAUGGACUCUCAGAGUGGUGAUAAGCAGAAGCAAGGUGGGACACUUAAGGACAAAGACAGUAUACGAGCUUCUCUUGUCGAGGAAGCAGUUAUUGUGUUUUCCACUCUCAGUUUUAGUGGUUCUCAUGUUUUCAGUAAAUUAAACCGGGGCUUUGAUGUUGUCAUCAUUGAUGAAGCUGCUCAAGCUGUGGAACCAGCGACACUUGUUCCAUUGGCCAACGGAUGCAAACAAGUAUUUCUGGUUGGGGAUCCAGUUCAGUUGCCGGCCACUGUUAUCUCUACUGUUGCUGAAAAGUUUGGAUAUGGGAUGAGUUUGUUUAAAAGAUUCCAGAGAGCUGGCUAUCCUGUCCAGAUGCUAAGGACUCAAUAUCGCAUGCAUCCAGAUAUAAGGUGCUUUCCUUCUAAGGAAUUCUAUGACAAUGCGCUGGAGGAUGGACUUGAUGUUAGGAUCCAAACAAAGCGGUCGUGGCACGAAUAUCGUUGCUUUGGACCUUUUAGCUUUUUCGAUAUUCAUGAAGGAAAGGAGUCCCAGCCUUCAGGGAGUGGCUCUUGGGUUAAUUAUGAUGAAGUUGAGUUUGUUUUGGCAAUGUACCAUAAACUGGUGACUAGAUACCCAGAGCUCAAGUCAAGUUCCAAACUUGCAGUCAUAACUCCGUACAGAAAUCAAGUCAAACUCUUUCGCGAUAAGUUCAAAGAAACUUUUGGUACUGAAUCAGAAAAGGAUGUGGAUAUUGGCACAAUUGAUGGGUUCCAGGGUCGAGAGAAAGAUGUUGCAAUAUUUUCCUGCGUCCGGGCGAGUAAAGAGGGGGGCAUUGGAUUUGUGGCUGAUUUUAGGAGAAUGAAUGUUGGAAUCACUCGGGCAAGGUCUUCAGUUCUGGUGGUUGGUUCAGCGGCAACAUUGAAAAGAGAUGAGCAUUGGAAGAACUUGGUCGAAAGUGCCGAGAAGGGAAAUGCAAUUUUCAAGGUUUCCAAGCCAUACCCUUACUUCUUCAGCGAUAGCAAUCUCAAAACAUUUGAGGUAAAGAAAGCCAUGCCAGAGAGAUUUGAAGCAGGCCCUGAAGAUAUGGCUGUUGACGGUGCUCCUGAUUUAGAUGAAAUGGUGCAAGCAGAAGAGCCUGACUGGGGAGAGGCUGGAGAUGGAGAGGGUUUUGAUGGCGGAUACGACGACUAA